AUGUAUCUGAUCCUGAUAAAUCUGUCUAUCGAGCCCUAUCGGGUCCUUUAUGGUCACUAUCUAUCUAUCUAUCUAUCUAUCUAUCUAUCUAUCGAGAGAGAGAGAGAGAGAGAGAGAGAGAGAGAGAGAGAGAGAGACAGUGAAUGUGAUACCUUAUCUCUCUUGUCCUGUUCAUUAUCUAUCUCUAUCUAUCUAUCUAUCUAUCUAUCUAUCUAUCUAUCUAUCUAUCUAUCUCAGUCUGAUCAUAUCUAUCUAUCCUUCUCAGUCCGAUCACAUCUAUCUAUCUAUCUAUCUAUCUAUCUAUCUAUCUAUCUAUCUAUCUAUCUAUCUCAGUCUGAUCAUAUCUAUCUAUCCUUCUCAGUCCGAUCACAUCUAUCUAUCUAUCUAUCUAUCUAUCUAUCUAUAUAUCUCAUCUAUCUAUCUAUCAUCUAUCUCAGUCUGAUCAUAUCUAUCUAUCCUUCUCAGUCCGAUCACAUUCAUCUAUCUAUCUAUCUAUCUAUCUAUCUAUCUAUCUAUCUAUCUAUCUAUCUAUCUCAUCUGAUCAUAUCUAUCUAUCCUUCUGAGUCCGAUCACAUCUAUCUAUCUAUCUAUCUAUCUAUCUAUCUAUCUAUCUAUCUAUCUAUCUAUCUAUCUCUGCGUCUCAUCAAAAUGCAGUUAACGAACAAUAAACAAACAGUUUCUCUAUUUACAAGAGAAAAACUUCUACUUUCACCGUAG
Acanthosepion pharaonis is the source of this 717-nucleotide messenger RNA. NCBI's taxonomy places the organism in Eukaryota, Metazoa, Mollusca, Cephalopoda, Sepiida, Sepiidae. The record is from the annotation of a GenBank genome assembly.